Messenger RNA from Cicer arietinum (chickpea), 1912 nucleotides. RefSeq names its product berberine bridge enzyme-like 8. Gene Ontology annotation, molecular function: FAD binding; oxidoreductase activity. The record is from RefSeq and is a predicted model, not a curated record. Lineage: Eukaryota; Viridiplantae; Streptophyta; Magnoliopsida; Fabales; Fabaceae.
ACUCAUAUACAUAUCUCAUAUUUUCUUUGUUACUAUAACAGCAACAUCAAUAACAAAAUUAAGCAAAAAAAAUGGGACUUUUCCUUUCUCCUAAUAAUAAGAGAAAUAGAAUACAAGUUUCAUUAUUAUUAUCACCCAUGUGUGUGCUACUUUUUAUUUCAUCAUGCAAUAUAGCAUCAUCUACAAAUUUACCACACAACACUUUCAUUCAUUGCCUUGUAAACCAUUCACAAACAUCAUACCCUAUAACUUCAGCAAUAUUCACACCAAACAAUCCUUCAUUCUCUUCAGUCUUACAAGCCUAUAUAAGAAACCUUCGUUUCAACACAUCAACAACAAGAAAACCAUUUCUCAUAAUCACAGCAUUGCAUGUUUCACACAUACAAGCAUCAAUCAUUUGUGCUCAAAAACACAACUUACAAAUGAAAAUAAGAAGUGGUGGACAUGACUAUGAAGGUGUCUCUUAUGUAGCUGAAGUUCCAUUUUUUAUACUUGACAUGUUCAAUCUUAGAUCAAUUGAUAUUGAUAUAGAAAAUGAAACAGCUUGGAUUCAAAGUGGUGCAACACUUGGUGAAGUUUACUAUAGAAUUGCUGAGAAAAGUGAAAUUCAUGGUUUUCCAGCUGGUGUUUGUCCUACUGUUGGUGUUGGAGGACAUGUUAGUGGUGGUGGUUAUGGUAAUUUGAUGAGAAAAUAUGGUCUUUCUGUUGACAAUGUGAUUGAUGCACAAAUCAUUGAUGUUAAUGGAAAAUUACUUGAUAGAGAAGAAAUGGGUGAAGAUCUUUUUUGGGCUAUAAGAGGUGGUGGUGGUGCUAGCUUUGGUGUUGUUCUUUCUUACAAAAUUAAGUUAGUGAAAGUUCCUAAGAUAGUAACUGUUUUCCAAGUUAGGAAAACUUUGGAGGAAAAUGCAACAAAUAUAGUUUAUAAUUGGCAACAUGUGGCACCAACUAUUGAUAAUGAUCUUUUCAUUAGGCUUAUUAUGGAUGUUGUGAAUACUACAAAAAAUGGUACAAAAACUAUAAGGGCUAGUUUUAUAGCUCUAUAUCUUGGUGACUCAAAAUCUCUUGUUUCAUUAAUGAAUAAGAGUUUUCCUCAAUUGGGUUUGAAGGAAAGUGAUUGCAUUGAAACAAGUUGGAUUAAAUCUGUUCUGUUUUGGACUAAUAUAAAUUUAACAGAAAAAGUUGAGAUUUUGCUUGAUAGACAACCACAAUCAUUGAACUACUUGAAGAGAAAAAGUGAUUAUGUGAAGAAGCCAAUUUCAAAGAAGGGUUUGGAAGGGAUUUGGAAGAAGAUGAUUGAGUUGGAAGGUGCAAUAUUAUAUUUUAAUCCUUAUGGUGGAAAAAUGGCUGAAAUUUCAUCAAAAGAAACUCCUUUUCCUCAUAGAGCUGGUAAUUUGUGGAAGGUUCAAUAUCAAGCUAAUUGGAAUGAGGCAGGAAAAGAUGUUGCUGAUUAUAAUAUAAAUUUGACUAGAAAACUUCAUAAAUAUAUGACACCUUUUGUCUCCAAAAAUCCAAGAGAGGCUUUUUUUAAUUAUAAGGAUCUUGAUUUGGGAAUUAACCAUAAUGGUAAGGAUAGUUACAUUGAAGGGAGAGUUUAUGGAGUUGAAUAUUUUAAGGAUAAUUUUAAUAGAUUGGUUGAAAUUAAGUCUAAGGUUGAUCCUGAUAAUUUCUUUAGGAAUGAACAAAGUAUCCCUAUUCUGCCUCAUAGGAAGAACUAAAAAGUUGUUUGUGACUUAUUCAUUUCUUAGUUAAUUGUAUUGUACUAAUAAGUUUGAUUGUGUGGAAAUAAACUUGGUGUAUAAAACCUGCUAAUUAGUUACUACAUUAUAAUUAUGUAAGUUCAAUAUUAAUGUAAGUUUGUUGUGAUAUAUGAGUAUCUGAAAAAGUUUGAAAACAAUAUUCAGAAUUCAAAUUC